Molecule: messenger RNA, 1914 nt
Organism: Lates calcarifer (barramundi perch)
Lineage: Eukaryota; Metazoa; Chordata; Actinopteri; Centropomidae
Product: LRRN4 C-terminal-like protein
Exons: 2
Coding region: 161-874 (237 amino acids)
Molecular function (GO): protein binding
Source: RefSeq, a predicted model, not a curated record
GGGAGGGCAGAAAGAAGGAGGUGGUUGUCGGGGAGAAGGAAAAUAUAUAAAGAGGGGGGAGAGCAAGAGAUCGAGAGCAAGUGGAAGAAAGACGAGGAGAAAGAAGCUCCUUCACAUUUUGGCAAAGAUUACAAACUUUUUGCAAGCAACAGACAGCACGAUGGCUGCCGGCAGAGGCCUUCCCUUUCCCCUGGUGAUUGUGUGCCUGCUUUUCAUCAGAGGUUACUCUCCCCUGCCUACGACGUCUCGAGCGACAGGGACCAAUCCCGUGGGGCCUCUUUUGACCAAGGCCCAUUUGCUUUCUACAGAAGACUACGAUGAUCUUUAUGGCAAAACCACUGUACCCAACAGAGUGUCUCCAGAUGGAGGAAUCCCCAAGAAAUGCAACUACAAUCCCUGUCUGGAGGGUCAGAUCUCCUGUAGAGAUCUGGCAGCUGCCACCAGCUGCUCAUGUCCAGGGUCCACUUUACAUGAUGUGGUUCCAGAUGCUCCCUUCUUGAGAUCAGUGUCCUGGAACGGGUCAGAUGUUGUACUUCAGUGGUGUGCGCCUAAUUCAUAUGUCACACAUUAUAUCGUGACAGUAGGGGGGCAUGAGUGGCAGCAGUUUGGGAAGGACCGAAGGAACGUCGCAUUGGGUGACAUUGACCACAUCGCACAGGUUUGUGUGGUUGCAGCGAACGACAGAGGAAACAGUGAGGAAAGUUGUAAGAUGUACUAUCCCAGAGACAACAGCCUGCCUCUGAAAGCGGGACUCAUCGGGGGGGCUCUGGGCUUCCUGCUGCUCCUCUUGCUGGCCGUCUUGCUCUGGAGGUGUAAGAGGCAGAGGAAGCAGGAGGCCAGCAUCUCUAUGCAUGACACAGCAGAGGCACAGUGAACAGAAAACAGAGCAAGGACUGGGAUCAGUAAGAUAAGACUUUGUCCCAUGAGACUUUUCAGCAUUGUUGCAGUUAAUUAACCUUGACUCCAUUCUAAAUAUUAGUGGUUUUCUGCACUACAAGGUUUUCUGAGAGCGCUGGAGGAAGCAGGUUUCAUCAUCUCACAUAAAUAUAUCUGACAGAUUAUGUUCAGUGCUACAAACAGGGUCUAUUUUGAAAACCCCUUGGUGGUGUGGUGAAGCAGUUCCCAUAUCCAUGACUUGGAAACCAGCUGCAGGAAGAUUUUGCAUUCAUCAGUUAUGAUUCCUGAAAUUAUGGCCAGGAAACAAAUGAUAAGAACAUUGCAAGACAGAUAAUGUGGAUUUGGUCUUUUUUGGAGGGUCAGUGCAUUUUUCCAGUAAUCCAGUGAGUUUUUACAUGGUUUGUUUAGCUUAUUAUCACUCAUAAUCCUUUUUCUGGUUUUUUUUUGAACAGAUGACUGAAACAAACUGAUUAAAACCAGGCACACCCUGAUACAGAUCAGGAUUUUUUUUUUUUUUUUUUUUUUUUCAAAUAAAAUUUGAGAGAACAAUGAGUCUUUUAAAUGUUGUAAUAGUAGGAAAAUACAAUGACAGUAACAAGAGGAGUUAUACCAGAGAAAACAGCUGAUGGGUACAAAAAUAAAGUGGCAUUAUCUGUCGGAAUAAUUUAAUUAGGGUUAGGUAACAGUUAUUAACACAUGAUAACACGCUGUACAGUUAAAAAGUAUAUAUAUCCUAUGGUAGUAUGAAGUUCCUUUGAAACUCUCUGUGAGAGUUCCUCAUGUAUUUAAUGAAAGAGCAAGUGGAUUGAUUGUUGUAUUAUGUACUGUAUUUAUGAUCAUCAUUUGGUUUGUUGCCUUUGACUUCACCAUGUUAAAAGUUUGAUUCUUUCAUCAAACUAAAGUUUUGGGGAAACACGCUCAAGUCUCAAGUUGACUGUUCAAACUGGAGCUUACUAUAAAUGUUUGUUGAAAUGUCUGACUGUUUAACUCCACUAAAACUUUGCCUUUGCUGCUGCA